Cyclopterus lumpus (lumpfish) is the source of this 2395-nucleotide messenger RNA. It is a transcript of the gene tyw5, whose product is annotated as tRNA-yW synthesizing protein 5. NCBI's taxonomy places the organism in Eukaryota, Metazoa, Chordata, Actinopteri, Perciformes, Cyclopteridae. The transcript is spliced from 8 exons. The record is from RefSeq and is a predicted model, not a curated record. Gene Ontology annotation, biological process: wybutosine biosynthetic process. Gene Ontology annotation, molecular function: tRNA binding; 2-oxoglutarate-dependent dioxygenase activity.
UUUUUUUUGUCAUCCUCGGAAGCUUGUGAUUGUAACUUCCGGUGAAGAACAAAUAGCAAGAAUUCCAAAUGCGGACAGUACUGAAUGCGAUUCAUUUGCGUAUUCACCAAGCAUGAACAUUGUUUUGUAAAUUACUGAAUGCGAUUCAUUUGCGUAUUCACCAAGCAUGAACAUUGUUUUGUAAAUAACAUACCGUUUUUACAGCCGACUUUUACCAUUAUUUAUUCAUAUAACGUUUCGUUUCUACUGGGAACACUAACAAUGUGACGCACAAUGUUUACUUUCUCCGGCGAGCGGAUUUCUGAAGCAGAGCAUGUGAGAUGGAGCAGCAGGGGAAAGUAACUGUGCCGAUAUUUACAGAAAUAGAUACGGAAGUGUUUCUGCGAGACAUUUACCCAGAGCGCAGACCAGCAGUCCUGAGAGGCGCGCGUCUCGGGCCAUGCCUGGAAAAGUGGACGGUGGAGUAUCUGGGACAGAGCGGGGGGGACAAGGAAGUGAAGAUCCACGUGUCCACUGUGCCGCAGAUGGACUUCCUUCGCAAAAACUUUGCAUACAAGACUCUGCCAUUCUGUGAGUUUGUGAAAAGAGCAUCUGAAAAAAAGCACUCUGACUUAUUCCUGUGUGAGGACGAGCGCUAUUACCUUCGUUCACUGGGAGAGGACGUUUGAAAGGAACCUGCUGAUCUGAGAAAACAGUUCCCGGGCUUGGCAGAGGAUUUUCACAUCCCACAGUUCUUUGAAUCCAAUCUGUUUUUUUCCAGCGUCUUCCGCAUCAGCUCCUGUGGUCUGCAGCUGUGGACGCACUACGACGUGAUGGACAACCUGCUGGCUCAGGUGACCGGGACAAAGAGAGUGGCUCUCUACAGCCCCCAGGAUGCAUUGCACCUCUACCUGUCAGGUGAUAAAUCGGAGGUGCUGGACAUCGACUUCCCAGACCUGAACUAGUUUCCUCAGUUUGUGAAGGCAAAGAGGUACGAGUGUGUGCUGGAGCCCGGGGAUCUACUUUUCAUCCCUGCCCUGUGGUUCCACAACACGCUUGCGCUGCAGUUCGGUGUGGGCGUAAAUGUGUUUGGGCGCCACCUACCUGCCGACAGCUAUGACCGGAAGGACCCGUACGGUAACGAGGACCCCGCGGCUGCAACUCGAGCCCUUCAGGCGCUGGAGAGGGCGCUACGCACACUGGACGAGCUCCCGGAGGACUAUCGUGACUUCUACGGGCGCCGUAACUCAUGUUUAUAAUGUUUACUGAGGAAUAAAUCAAGAGAGAAGUAGAGUCAUUUUCUAUAGACUUCUAUACAACCAGACUUCUUUUUGCACCCGGAGGAGUCGCCCCUGUUGGUCAGGAGAGAGAAUGCAGGUUUUAAGAUGCUUCCUUGUUGGCUUCACCUUGAGAACCAGAGGUUGCCGCCUGGGUUUUAAUAAGUUAAUAGUAAUAUUGUCACCAUCCUCAUCUUUUUCUACCUGCUGGUAGAUCAGGUCAGGUGAGGACAAAUCAACAAAAAGCACAAAGCCACGCUCUCGUCCUCAAACAACCCCAGCACAUCUGCUUAUUGAAUACAAAUUGCUGUCCAAGGCUAACAUGCACAACUCCCACUUGCCUUGUUUUUUUCUAUUUAAAUACAAACGAGACAAAAACUAAAUAAAAUGCACAGUAAUGGUCUAAUUUACAGCCCGGUCCCUUCAGCAGGGGCUGGUUCUCGGUCUGGAGUCGUCGGAAGGCCUUUCUCAGGGUCUCUGAUGCUCUCGAUGGUCGUGAUCUAGUAGGUUUGUUCGCCAACAAGUUUCGUUUCCAGCAAAAAGUGUCAAGCAGUUCAAAACUCAAAGAGUUUUCCUUCACAGUUUUGGGUUCUCAGGAGGGUUCAGCUCAUGUCAAAGUCCAAAGUGCAAAGGGACGAAUCAGAACGUCCGCGGCCCUUAAAUACCUCGGUCCGGUUUCCAUGGCAUUGACGCACGUGCUUGCGUGCGAUUGAGCAAUACAGAAAGAGAGAAGUAUUAAUUAUUUCCCCACAUUUGUCAAAUAUAUAUUUGUAUUUGAUUCAUACUAGAGUUAUUAUUAUUUUAUUUAUCGGUGAUCUGAUGCUAUUCAGUAAAGCUAUGAGCUGUAAAGCCAAACUGAUGGUAAAUGAAAAUCAGUCUCUUACUGAAAGUGAUCGACCGGGUGGACCCGGUUCUCCACCACCGACUCUAAUGGUUCCAAGAUGGUUCACAAUUAUGAGAUGCCCUUGUCAUCUCAUAAAAAAAUAUUUCCUUUUGAUAUUGUGAUAUCUCAAAUGUUUCAUUGAUCUAUUUAGGCCAGUAUGUACCUGGCAAUACUCUUUGAGCCGGACCUCUGUUUGUUGCAAAGUAAAAACACAAAUGUACCUUGUAGUUAUUUUCAAAACAUUUCUUUAUUUUGU